This is a messenger RNA of Triticum urartu, 1418 nucleotides long. RefSeq names its product acid phosphatase 1. NCBI's taxonomy places the organism in Eukaryota, Viridiplantae, Streptophyta, Magnoliopsida, Poales, Poaceae. The record is from RefSeq and is a predicted model, not a curated record. Gene Ontology annotation, molecular function: acid phosphatase activity.
AAUCCGCGGCCGGCACGUCACCCCCCCCAGACCCAAUCCGCCGGUGGCCCCGCCCCUAAGCAACCCACGACGAAUCCUCCUCCCGCAGAUUCGAAUCCCUCGCCCCCGCUCCCCUUUCCUUCCUCUUCCUUCACCAAAACCGAACGCCGGUCGCCUCUAUCUAUUUAUCCCGCCGGUCGCCUCCCGACCUCCUCGUCUGUUCCAUCCUCUCGCUCUCGGUCGCUUUUCCCCUUUCCCUUUCCCGUCGCCGCCCAAUUCGCCGGAGCCAGCCGAACCCCACCACCGGCCUAAUUCUCUACCCCACGUGCGCGCGCGCGCCCCAUCCCCGCUCCUCUCCGGCGACCCCACCCGCGCCAGCGGCGGACAUGGCGUGCCACCGCGGCGCCGCCCUGCUCCUGCUGCCGCUCCUCCUCGCCCUCGCCGGCUCCGUCGCGGGAGAUGCGGUGGAGGCCGCCCAGGACCAGCUGCCGCCGCGCCCGCUAGUCAUCCAGCUGCCGACCGCGGAGGAGAAGCGGGCCGAGGAGGCUGCUGAAGCGGAGCUGCGGUGCGCGAGCUGGAGGACGGCGGGGGAGGCCAACAACCUGGCGCCGUGGGCGGCCGUGCCGGAGGGCUGCGUGCCGCACGUGCGCGCAUACCUCACCGGCCCCGCCUACCGCUCCGACCUCGACCUCGUCGCGCGGGAGGCCUCCGCAUACGCCCGCUCCGCGCGCGCCGCCGACUCCACCAACGACGCCGCCUGGGUCUUCGACAUCGACGAGACGCUGCUCUCCAACCUCCCCUACUACGCGCAGCACGGAUACGGGCUGGAGCUGUUCGACCACCGCGAGUUCGACCGGUGGGUGGAGACGGGGGAGGCGCCGGCGAUCCCCUCCAGCCUCCGCCUCUACAGGGAGGUGCGCGACCUGGGGUUCAAGACCUUCCUGCUCACCGGCCGCACCGAGGCCCACCAGGCCGUCACCGUCGACAACCUCAGGAGACAGGGCUUCCACGAUUGGGACAAGCUCAUACUCAGGGCAGCGGCUGACCGGGAGAAAACGGCGACGGCCUACAAGUCGGAGAAGAGGAAGGAGAUGGAGGCGGAGGGGUACAAGAUCCUGGGCAACUCGGGCGACCAGUGGAGCGACCUGCUGGGCUACUCCAUGAGCGCCCGCUCCUUCAAGCUCCCCAACCCAAUGUACUACAUCCCCUGACACAAGAGAGCAGACAUGAUUGGUGGGCAUAGUGUGAGAAAUGCAGUGCUUAUUUAUCUGUUGCGUUCGUCAUGCCGGCCCGAUUGACUGAACCCUGUACUGACUGACUGAGUGUGCAAAAACAAAACUGAGAAUGGAAUUGAGAAGGAAGGAUUUAUACCGUGCAAAAGGAUUGGACUUGUGAGCUUGAUUUUGUAAUGGAUAAGAUGUGAAAUGUUGUUGCUUUGA